UUAGAUUCCAAGACGUCUGGAGCUCGUAACUCCUGAUAUCAUGAAUGCCUUCAGCACUUGGAUUGUUAGUAUAUAUAGGGCAUGCAGCUGCACUCAUUAGUUCACCCAAGUUCACAUUUCAAACUAAGUUAGCUUGCCCAUACCACAACCUAUUCUUACUCAAUUCCUGAAGAUUGUUAAUCACCACUAAACCAUGUCAGAGGCACUUGCCAUAGGACAUGUUGUUGGGGAUAUUUUGGACCCAUUUGUCAAAGCAGCAUCACUAAAGGUUAUAUACAACAGCAAGGUACUAACCAAUGGGUCUGAGCUCAAGCCAUCACAAGUAGCAAAUGAACCAAGGAUUGAAAUUGCUGGGCGCGACAUGAGGAACCUUUACACUCUGGUGAUGGUGGAUCCAGACUCACCAAGUCCAAGCAACCCAACAAAAAGAGAAUACCUUCAUUGGUUGGUGACAGACAUCCCAGAAUCAACAAAUGCCAGUUACGGAAAUGAAGUUGUCAGUUAUGAAAGCCCAAAACCAACUGCAGGAAUACAUCGCUUUGCGUUUGUACUCUUCCGUCAAUCUGUCCAGCAAACUAUAUAUGCACCAGGAUGGAGACAAAAUUUCAAUACAAGAGACUUCUCAGCACUUUAUUCUCUUGGACCUCCAGUGGCAGCAGUGUUCUUCAAUUGCCAAAGGGAGAAUGGAUGUGGAGGCAGGCGGUACAUCAGAUAA
Lolium perenne is the source of this 715-nucleotide messenger RNA. RefSeq names its product protein FLOWERING proteinUS T. NCBI's taxonomy places the organism in Eukaryota, Viridiplantae, Streptophyta, Magnoliopsida, Poales, Poaceae. The record is from RefSeq and is a predicted model, not a curated record.